AUGUCGGCCACGUUCGCCUCGUCAGCGAGCGCUCGCGCAUAUCGAGCGGAGAGCGCGGCGAGUUCCAAAUUUUCGGAUAAGAGCCGCCGCAUCAACUCCAACCGCGUCGUGCGCGCGCGCCACGCGCCCUCGACGUCCACCGAGGGUGAUUUAAUGGAUACAACGUCGAUGCCCGCGAUAUACUCCGCGCCGGACGGAAGCAAAGAAUCCGAGGUCCUGAGUAAGCUCCGACGGGUGAUCGACCCGGACUUUGGCGAGGACAUUGUAAACUGCGGGUUCGUGAAGGCGCUCGUGAUCGACGAGAGCGCCGGGAGCGUGCUGUUCGCGAUCGAGCUCACGACACCAGCGUGCCCGGUGAAGGCAGAGUUCGAGCGGCAGGCGAAGGCGUUCGUUGAGGAGUUGGAUUGGGUGAAGCGGGUGUCAGUGACGAUGACGGCGCAGCCGGCGAGAAACGACGCGCCAGAGACGGUUGAGGGACUUCGCAGGGUAUCACACAUCAUCGCCGUGAGCUCAUGUAAGGGUGGGGUCGGGAAGUCGACGACGAGCGUGAAUUUGGCGUACACGUUGGCGAUGAUGGGGGCUAAGGUUGGGAUUUUAGACGCCGACGUUUAUGGGCCGAGCCUGCCGACAAUGAUCUCCCCAGACGUUCCAGUGCUGGAGAUGGAUAAGGAAACGGGGACGAUCAAGCCGGUGGAGUACGAGGGGGUGAAGGUGGUUUCGUUUGGUUUCGCCGGCCAGGGUAGCGCGAUCAUGCGAGGCCCCAUGGUGAGCGGAUUGAUCAACCAGCUGUUGACGACGACGGAUUGGGGCGAGCUCGAUUACUUGAUAAUCGACAUGCCCCCAGGAACGGGUGACGUGCAGCUGACGUUGUGCCAGGUCGUCCCGAUCACCGCUGCGGUCGUAGUGACAACGCCGCAAAAGCUUGCCUUCAUCGACGUCGAAAAGGGCGUUCGCAUGUUCGCCAAGCUCGCUGUCCCGUGUGUGAGCGUCGUGGAGAACAUGAGCUACUUCGAGGUUGACGGAGUCAAGCACAAGCCCUUCGGCGAGGGAAGCGGGGCGAAGAUCUGCGAGCAGUACGGCGUCCCGAACUUGCUACAAAUGCCUAUUGUUCCGGAUCUGAGCGCGUGCGGAGAUACCGGCCGACCUCUCGUCCUGCGAGACCCGACGUGCGAGACGAGCUCGCGAUACCAAGAGGUCGCCGCCACCGUCGUGCGCGAGGUUGCCAAGCUCAACAACGGCAAGAAACCGCGCGUCGACAUAGAUCCUGGCUAUGACGGCGCUUUCCGAGUGGAAAUCCCCGGGGAGAACAACGACAAGGCGUUCUGGAUCACCGCCAAGAACGUUCGUCUCUCCGACGAGAGCGCUCGUGUGAAGGGGAGCGAUGAGUCUCCAGACAGACUCCUCAACGGAGCCCCCAUCCCGGACGACAUCGCACCGGUGGAGAUGUCCGUGAUCGGAAACUACGCGAUGAGCAUCACCUGGCCCGACGGUCUGAGCCAGGUCGCGGCAUUUUCUACACUGGCCAAGCUCGAGCGCUUGCCCGCCCGCGCGUCGUGA
Ostreococcus tauri is the source of this 1557-nucleotide messenger RNA. Its product is annotated as ATPase-like, ParA/MinD. The transcript has a single exon. Gene Ontology annotation, cellular component: chloroplast stroma. The coding region runs from base 1 to 1557 and encodes 518 amino acids. Gene Ontology annotation, molecular function: ATP binding; ATP-dependent FeS chaperone activity; 4 iron, 4 sulfur cluster binding. Lineage: Eukaryota; Viridiplantae; Chlorophyta; Mamiellophyceae; Mamiellales; Bathycoccaceae. The record is from RefSeq and is a predicted model, not a curated record. Gene Ontology annotation, biological process: iron-sulfur cluster assembly.